Messenger RNA from Gorilla gorilla gorilla (western lowland gorilla), 863 nucleotides. Its product is annotated as endogenous retrovirus group K member 5 Env polyprotein-like. Lineage: Eukaryota; Metazoa; Chordata; Mammalia; Primates; Hominidae. The record is from RefSeq and is a predicted model, not a curated record.
CCAGUCACAUGGAUGGAUAAUCCUAUAGAAGUAUAUGUUAAUGAUAGUGUAUGGGUACCUGGCCCCACAGAUGAUCGCUGCCCUGCCAAACCUGAGGAAGAAGGGAUGAUGAUAAAUAUUUCCAUUGGGUAUCGUUAUCCUCCUAUUUGCCUAGGGAGAGCACCAGGAUGUUUAAUGCCUGCAGUCCAAAAUUGGUUGGUAGAAGUACCUACUGUCAGUCCCAUCAGUAGAUUCACUUAUCACAUGGUAAGCGGGAUGUCACUCAGGCCACGGGUAAAUUAUUUACAAGACUUUUCUUAUCAAAGAUCAUUAAAAUUUAGACCUAAAGGGAAACCUUGCCCCAAGGAAAUUCCCAAAGAAUCAAAAAAUACAGAAGUUUUAGUUUGGGAAGAAUGUGUGGCCAAUAGUGCGGUGAUAUUACAAAACAAUGAAUUCGGAACUAUUAUAGAUUGGGCACCUCGAGGUCAAUUCUACCACAAUUGCUCAGGACAAACUCAGUCGUGUCCAAGUGCACAAGUGAGUCCAGCUGUUGAUAGUGACUUAACAGAAAGUUUAGACAAACAUAAGUAUAAAAAAUUACAGUCCUUCUACCCUUGGGAAUGGGGAGAAAAAGGAAUCUCUACCCCAAGACCAAAAAUAAUAAGUCCUGUUUCUGGUCCUGAACAUCCAGAAUUAUGGAGGCUUACUGUGGCCUCACACACAUUAGAAUUUGGUCUGGAAAUCAAACUUUAGAAACAAGAGAUCGUAAGCCAUUUUAUACUAUCGACCUAAAUUCCAGUCUAACAGUUCCUUUACAAAGUUGCGUAAAGCCCCCUUAUAUGCUAGUUGUAGGAAAUAUAGUUAUUAAACCAGACUCCCAGACU